This is a messenger RNA of Suillus paluster, 615 nucleotides long. RefSeq lists its product as uncharacterized. The transcript has 5 exons. Bases 1 to 615 code for a protein of 204 amino acids. NCBI's taxonomy places the organism in Eukaryota, Fungi, Basidiomycota, Agaricomycetes, Boletales, Suillaceae. The record is from RefSeq and is a predicted model, not a curated record.
AUGAGCAUGCAACUUCCUCGCGGCAAGGGUGUGGAGGAUGACUUGCCACAGUCUGCCGGCAAGUACUCUGAACUUCAACCAACAUCUGAGUCCAUGGGUCUGGUUUGGACUAAUUACCAGAAGACCUUGGAGGAUAUCAUUGUUAACGUUGACCUACCAAGCACCUCUGAGAUUCACCAGCAGGAGGAAAGUGCACUUGCCACAGCAGGUAGAUACUCCGGCAAGGUCAUCGCCCCUGUGAAGUUGAUCAAGACCAUCAAGACCUCAAACAACAGCUUUCCCAACCACACAGAGUUCUAUCAAGAUCUGUAUACAUACGAGCCCUCUUUCACUGAUUCCACUCCUCUCGGUGCUGUAGAAUCAUACCAGCUUGGCAGCUAUCAGCACUCGACAUACCUGAACCCCUCUUCCCCAUCACACAUCAGUGGCAUCCAUGCUGACCUCAUGCAAAAUGGUCAAGUGAUUGUGCAUGCCAAGGCUGGUGAGGAAGGCACUGCAGUCUUUGAUAGUGCCAUAGCCAUCCUGCAAGGCCUCUUCCUGCCAAAUCCAAACAAUGUGAUUGAGCUUGCCAAUGGGAUGAAGCAUUCCAGUCAAAAUGACUCCAAGCAGCGUUGA